AUGAUUGCAAGUAGCCGCACUCCCAAUAUGGCUUCAAAACCAGGUAUUCUCACGGAUUGGCCUUGGAAACCUCUUGGCAGCUUCAAGUAUAUGAUACUGGUGCCGUGGGUUGGCCAUAGCCUGUAUGCUCUAGCGUGCAGUGAGCGAAAACCAUAUUACUAUUUGAUAUUCCCAUUUCUUUUGCUGAGACUGCUUCACAAUCAGAUUUGGAUCUCUGUGUCUCGUUAUCUAACUGCUCAAGGCACUAACCGAAUCGUUCACAGAGGCCUUGAAUUCGACCAAGUUGACAGAGAAAGUAACUGGGAUGACCGGAUUUUACUAAAUGGACUCUUGAUGUACUUAGCAUCUAUGAUACUUCCUGAGCUCUUUCAUCACUUACCCUAUUGGAGAUCAAAUGAUGUGGUUAUCACAGCUUUAUUGCAUGCUGGUCCAGUGGAGUUUCUUUAUUAUUGGCUUCACAGAGCUCUUCAUCACCAUUUCCUCUAUUCUCGCUAUCAUUCUCACCAUCAUUCUUCCACUGUCACACAGCCUAUAACUUCUGUGAUUCAUCCAUUUGCUGAAGUUGUAGCAUAUUUCGUGUUAUUCUUGAUCCCAAUAUCUGCAACAAUAUUCACAAGAACUAUCUCCAUAGCCUCCUUGUUUGGUUACAUAUUUUACAUCGAUCUCAUGAACAACUUGGGUCAUUGCAACUUUGAGUUCUUCCCAAAGAAGCUCUUCUCUAUCUUUCCCUUGUUUAAGUACCUCUGCUACACGCCAUCGUUUCACUCAUUGCAUCACACCAAGUUUAGGACAAAUUACUCUCUUUUCAUGCCAAUAUAUGACUACAUUUAUGGCACUGCGGAUGAAUCCUCAAAUGAUACUUAUGAAAUAUCUUUGAAGAAGCCAAAGGACUUACCAGAUGUGGUUCACUUGACCCACUUAACAACGCCCGAUUCUAUCUAUCAUCUUCCUGUGGGGUUUGCUUCUUUAGCCUCAAACCCUCAAACCUCAAAAUGGUAUCUUCAUCUGAUGUGGCCCUUCACAUUUGUUCUUAACCUAAUGGCUUGGAUCUAUAGUCGUACCUUUGUCUCAGAAAGAAACACUUUAGAAAAGCUCAAUUUUCAAUCAUGGGUGGUACCAAGAUUUACAAAACAAUAUCUCUUAAACUGGCAGUGCACAGGACUGAACAAGAUCAUUGAAGAGGCAAUUCUUGAGGCUAACUCACGUGGUGUUAAGGUGCUUAGUCUAGGGCUUUUGAAUCAGAAAGAAGAGCUGAAUGCAUAUGGUGAAUUAUAUAUUCAAAAGUUUCCAAAACUAAAGGUAAAGAUUGUAGACGGAAGUAGCUUAGCUGCUGCUGUUGUUGUGAAUAGCAUUCCCAAAGGUACAAGUCAGGUGCUUCUUCGUGGCAACUUUGAUAAGGUUUUCUUCUCCAUAGCCCAGUCUUUGUGUGAAGCAAAUGUGCAGGUAGCUAUGCUAUACCAAGAUGAGUUUACAAAGCUUCACGCCAGACUCAACACAAAGCCCAAAGAAAGUUUUGCUGCUUCAACAACUACCAGUCUGAAGAUAUGGUUGGUGGGAGAUGGAUGGGAUGAAGAUGAACAGAUGAAAGCACCAAAAGGCUCAUUAUUCAUUCCAUUUUCUCAAUUCCCUCCAAAGAAAAUCAGAAAAGAUUGCUUCUACCACUAUACUCCUGCAAUGAGGGUCCCUCCUUCGAUCAAGAACAUGCAUUCUUGUGAGACUUGGCUGCCAAGAAGAGCAAUGAGUGCUUGGCGUAUAGCUGGAAUAGUGCAUGCCUUAGAAGGAUGGAAAGUUCAUGAGUGUGGCUCCACAACUUUUAGUCUUCAUAAAAUAUGGGAUGCAACUAUUCGUCAUGGUUUCCAACCUUUGGACGCACUCUACAAACCGACGUAA
Neltuma alba is the source of this 1890-nucleotide messenger RNA. RefSeq names its product very-long-chain aldehyde decarbonylase CER1-like. Lineage: Eukaryota; Viridiplantae; Streptophyta; Magnoliopsida; Fabales; Fabaceae. Gene Ontology annotation, molecular function: oxidoreductase activity; iron ion binding. The record is from RefSeq and is a predicted model, not a curated record. The transcript has 11 exons. Bases 1 to 1890 code for a protein of 629 amino acids. Gene Ontology annotation, biological process: lipid biosynthetic process.